CGUGGGCCAAACCGACCAGCCCAACACGCUCCUGCAACAAACAGCGAAGAAGAGACAACACAAAGAGUUAGCGCUGCGGCUAAAACGUUGUUUUUCCGUCGCACAACACCGUGCUGAGUGAAAGCAUGCUUUUAAUCCGCUAACCAAACAUAACCAGGCUCGUUUAACUCAGAGAAGGCUUUUUGGUGGAUGAACUGAACCUUGACGUUUUUCUCCUUAGCUUAGCUUGUUAGCUUAGCUGGUGUCAAACGUUUUUUUACGUCCGGGAGCGAGAAGACGCCACCGCUGACCGGGACUUUAUUUUACAGACAUAACAGCACGUUUUGGGUCGGUGUCCGUGGAUUCUGCGCAUCAGGUUUGAAUAAACAAACAAACAAGCAAAAAAAAAAAAAAAAGUCACCCUGCGAAAUAAGGAAGUCUGAAUGAAAUCUGCAGACAGCUUGUUCGAAUAGCCGCGAAUUCGCGCGAGAUUUGACAGUUCGUCGGAGGGCGAGUUGAGAGACGGCAGGGACGCGAGUUUAGUUGGCUUCUAUGAAAGUGCAGCAGAGCAGGCUGCUUGGAUCCGGGUCCGCACCUGCCGUGGAGGUUUUUCCCCCCGUGGAAGUAUCAGGCCGAACGGUCCACACUUUGACCUGUGCUGGCCUGGAGUAACCCUGGAGCGGACAUGAUUCCCGACAAAGCCCCCAAGGAGGACGUCUUCCACUGCCCAGAGAACCUGAAGAAGGAGUCCCACAUCCCCAGCUUUGAGAAAUACAAGGAGGAAUACAUCAGAUCUAUAGAGAACCCAGAUGAGUUCUGGGGCGCCAUCGCUAAAGACUUCUUCUGGAAGACCAAACACACCGGCCGCUUCCUGGAGUACAACUUCGAUGUCACCAAAGGAGAAAUCUUCAUCAAGUGCAUGGAAGGAGCCACAACAAACAUCUGCUACAACCUGCUCGACCGCAACGUCCACGACAAGAAACUUGGUGAUAGAAUCGCCUUCUUCUGGGAAGGCAACGAACCGGGUGAUGAGUUGACAGUGACCUACGGAGAGCUGCUGCAGAGGGUCUGCCAGUUCGCUAAUGUCCUAAAAUCCCUGGGCGUGAAAAAGGGCGACCGCGUGUCCAUCUACAUGCCCAUGGUGGUGGAGCUGGUGGUCGCCAUGUUGGCCUGUGUCCGUAUCGGAGCCGUUCACUCCAUAGUGUUUGCAGGUUUCUCUUCUGAGUCUCUGUGUGAGAGGAUCAUCGACUCUCAGUGCUCGCUGCUCGUCACUGCAGACGGUUUCUAUCGAGGCGAUAAGCUGAUCAACCUGAAGCUCUUAGCUGAUGAAGCUCUGCAGAAAUGUAGAGACAAAGGUUUCCCAGUCAAGAAGUCGAUCGUUCUGAAGCACUUAUCAAAAGAGCCGGAGGAGGUUGUGGGCUCCCAGUCUCCUCCUGCCAAGCGAUCGUGUCCAGAUCUGGAGCAGGAGAAAAGGACAGGGAAAGUAAAGAAAACGCGUCCCGUUCCAAAGUUGUCUUGGAACCUAGACGUGGACCUGUGUUGGGACGCUCUGAUGAAAGGAGCUUCAGACCAGUGUGAACCCGAGUGGUGCGAGUCUGAAGAUCCUCUCUUCAUCCUCUACACCAGCGGCUCCACCGGCAAACCCAAAGGCGUUCUUCACACCGUCAGCGGAUACCUGCUCUUCGUUGCCACCACCUUCAAGCUGGUGUUCGACCAUCAGCCCGAUGACGUCUACUGGUGCACGGCCGACAUCGGCUGGAUCACCGGCCACUCCUACAUCACCUACGGGCCCCUGGCCAACGGGGCCAGCAGUGUCCUGUUCGAGGGUCUGCCCACGUACCCCGACAUGAGCCGCAUGUGGGCGAUCGUGGACAAAUACCGGGUCACCAAGUUCUACACGGCUCCGACGGCCAUCAGGAUGCUGAUGAAGUACGGCAGCGAGCCGGUGCAGAGGUACACGCGCAAAUCCCUGAAGGUCCUGGGCACCGUGGGGGAGCCCAUCAACCCCGAGGCGUGGCAGUGGUACUACAGCGUGGUGGGAGAGGGCCGCUGUCCGGUCGUCGACACCUUCUGGCAGACGGAAACGGGAGGACACGUGUUGACGCCUCUACCAGCAGCCACGCCCAUGAAGCCUGGAUCUGCUACGUUCCCGUUCUUCGGCGUGGUGCCGGCCAUCCUGAACGACUCUGGGGAAGAGCUGGAGGGGCCGAGCGAAGGAUACCUGGUGUUCAAGCAGCCGUGGCCGGGCGUGAUGAGAACCGUCUACGGGAACCACGAGAGAUUUGAAACCACCUACUUCAGGAAGUUCCCGGGAUACUACGUGACGGGGGACGGUUGCCGUAGAGACGAGGACGGAUACUACUGGAUAACCGGAAGGAUAGACGACAUGUUGAACGUCUCCGGUCACCUGCUGAGCACCGCGGAGGUGGAGUCGGCUCUGGUGGAGCACAAAGCCGUCGCCGAAGCCGCCGUGGUGAGCAGACCGCAUCCCGUCAAAGGAGAGAGCCUCUACUGCUUCGUCACGCUCACCGACGGUGCGACGUAUAACGCCACCCUGGAGGCGGAGCUCAGGAAGCAAGUGAGGGAGAAGAUCGGCGCCAUCGCUACGCCAGACUACAUCCAGAACGCUCCAGGACUUCCCAAAACCAGAUCUGGAAAAAUCAUGCGGCGGGUCCUGCGUAAAAUCGCCUGCGGCGAGAAAGACAUGGGCGACAUCUCCACGCUGGCCGACAGCGGCGUCGUCGAUGAGCUCUACAGGAACAGGUGCUGCACCACGGCGUGACCGCGUUUCCCAGGAGGCUCGGCGAGGCGCGCCGCCAGCCAGACGUGGACGGCGGAGUCAGCGCGGGAGCAGCGGGCGUUUCCACCUGAGAGCCGCCGACGGGGAGUUGCUCUGCCCUCCGACGCGGCUGCAGAACGCUGCCGGCUUCCCAGGCGCGGACGCAAGCCUCGGCCUUCAGGGUUAAAAACGUUUGAUUCUCCAGAGACGGACGGAGGAGGCGCUGCUUUGGUGAAGCUGGUAGAAAAACAGUUCAAUCCAAGCCAUAAAAUACCCCGAUCAUCUAAGACUGAUUGACCGUUUUACCAGGUUUUAUCCGUUGUCCUGUUUUUAUUUUAUUUUUUAAAAACAAAACAUCUGUAAUCCUUUUUUUUUUUUUUUUUCUCCGUGUGUUUUUAUUUGGACUAAAUGUAAUCGUAGUUUGUCGGGUCUCUGUGUGAGCAUGCUUUGUCUGAUUCGUUGUUGUCUGGCAGAAACCAGGGAAGGAGUUAAGCAUAAAAAAAAAAAAAGCUUCUGUGUCGUUUAUUCAUCCUGAAACAAACGUUAACGAUUGAAAAUAAACCUUCAGAAAGUUUAAUCUCUCACCCUGAAAUCUAACUGAUUGUUGUUCUUUAAUCUACGGUAGAAAAAUCGGCAGCUGUAGUCGGGAAUAUUUGCCUGAAUCUUGUGGAGGGAAAUAAAACCAGAUUUUGACCGUUGAAUGAGAAAGUGUUUGUUAUAAACCGUCAUAAAGUACAAAAAUUAUACCUCA
This is a messenger RNA of Fundulus heteroclitus (mummichog), 3509 nucleotides long. It is a transcript of the gene acss2, whose product is annotated as acyl-CoA synthetase short chain family member 2. Gene Ontology annotation, cellular component: cytoplasm. Gene Ontology annotation, molecular function: AMP binding; acetyl-CoA synthetase activity. Bases 665 to 2761 code for a protein of 698 amino acids. Lineage: Eukaryota; Metazoa; Chordata; Actinopteri; Cyprinodontiformes; Fundulidae. The record is from RefSeq and is a predicted model, not a curated record. The transcript is spliced from 19 exons.